AUGUCUGGGUACAAGCGCAUGCGGAGACAGCACCAAAAGCAGCUGAUCGCGUUAGAGAACAGGCUGAAGGCCGAGAUGGACGAGCACCGUCUGAGGCUGCAGAAGGAGGCGGAGACUCAGGCCAACAACACCUGCAUCGAGCUGGAGCGGCUGGCCAAGAGGCAGGCCUCGCAGACCGACAAGGAGAUGAAGACGUCAGCGUCGGAGGAGAGAAGGAUCCAGCAGCAGAUCGUGGCUCAGCAGAAGAAAGAACUCGCCGUUUUACUGGAGAAUCAGAAGAAAGAAUACAGACUGUGCAAGGACCUGUUCAAGGAGGAGAUGAGCGAGGACCCGUGCACGCCGAAAGAGCAGAAGCAGGAGCGCCUGUCGAGGCACAAGGAGGAGGUGCAGCGGUCGCAGGCGGAGGAGGAGGCGCAGGUCCUGACCCAACAGAGACUGGUUUAUGAACGGAGCUGCCGGGCCCUGAGGAGGCGGGCCCUGCUCCACCGGCACCACUUCGAACAGGAGCAGAUCAGAGAGGAGCUGAAUAAGAAGCGCACACAGAAGGAGAUGGAGCAGGCGCUGCUGAUUCGCCACGAUGAGUCCACUCAGGAGCUGGAGCAGAGGCAGCUGCAGACGCUGCAGAAGCUGCGGCUGGAGCUGAUGCGGCUGCAGCACCAGACCGAGCUGGAGAACCAGGAGGAGUACAACAACCGGCGCCAGAGAGAGCUCCACCGGAAACACUCUGUGGAGAAACGGCAGCAGCCCAGGGACCUGAAGGCGGUGGAGAUGCAGAUAAAGAAGCAGUUCCAGGACACGUGCAAAGUCCAGAACAAACAGUACAAGGCUCUGAAGAAUCACCAGCUGGAGGUUUCUCCCAAAGGCGACCACCGGAGUCUGCUGCGGAGCCUGAAGGAGGAGCAGACCCGCAAGCUGGCCGUGCUGGCGGAACAGUACGAGCACAGCAUCAACGACAUGAUGGCGUCUCAGGCGAUGCGGCUGGAGCAGGAGCAGGCCUCGGAGCUGGUGGCCCUGGACCAGCAGCUGAAGCAGGAGAUGGAGCUGCUGGACGAGUACCAGAGGAAGACCGAGGCCCAGACCCUCUCCCAGCACCAGAGAGAGCUCCACAAGCUGCAGCAGAAGGUCUCCAUACGCCGGGCGCACCUGGAACAGAAGAUCGAAGAGGAACUAGCAGCCCUUCAGAAAGAACGUACGGAGAGGAUCAAGCAGCUGUUUGAGCGACAGGACAGAGAAAUACACACUUUUGACGCCGAGAGCCGCAGCCUGGGCUUCGGCAGCCUGGGGUCCAUAGACUUCCCCAAAGAAGACAAUAGAUGA
Messenger RNA from Knipowitschia caucasica, 1317 nucleotides. NCBI's taxonomy places the organism in Eukaryota, Metazoa, Chordata, Actinopteri, Gobiiformes, Gobiidae. The record is from the annotation of a GenBank genome assembly.